This is a messenger RNA of Cajanus cajan (pigeon pea), 1253 nucleotides long. Its product is annotated as CDP-diacylglycerol--glycerol-3-phosphate 3-phosphatidyltransferase 1, chloroplastic/mitochondrial. NCBI's taxonomy places the organism in Eukaryota, Viridiplantae, Streptophyta, Magnoliopsida, Fabales, Fabaceae. Gene Ontology annotation, biological process: glycerophospholipid biosynthetic process. The record is from RefSeq and is a predicted model, not a curated record. Gene Ontology annotation, molecular function: CDP-diacylglycerol-glycerol-3-phosphate 3-phosphatidyltransferase activity. Gene Ontology annotation, cellular component: membrane; chloroplast envelope.
UUAUCAAAAGGAAAUCACAAGGGUUUGUUUUUGGGGGGCUAUAGCACCUGCGUUUUCACCAGCGCCCUGUGCUCUGUAAUUGUAGGAGUGAAAUCGGGGUUGGUUGGGUUGUGGGUGUGGGUCGGCAUCACAGGAAAAUAUGGUUGCCGAGAUGAAUGUCCGUGAAUUGUCAAUCUCUAAGAAUGACCGUACUUCAAUGCCUGCCAGUGCCAAUUCCAAACUCCUUACUUUGCCUACCAUUUUAACUCUUGGCCGUGUUGCCGCUGUACCUCUUCUUGUUGCCACCUUCUACAUGGAUGGUUGGCGAGGAACAGUCGUUACUACAAGUAUCUUCACCGUUGCAGCUGUUACCGAUUGGCUCGAUGGCUAUAUUGCUCGUAAGUUGAAAAUGAAAUCUACAUUUGGUGCAUUUUUAGAUCCUGUAGCUGACAAGCUUAUGGUUUCUGCCACAUUGGUCUUAUUAUGUACUAGACCUUUGGAAGUUGCUGUGUUUGGACAACUACCAUGGCUAUUGAUUAUUCCUUCAAUCACCAUUAUUGGUAGAGAGAUAACCAUGUCAGCACUCAGGGAAUGGGCUGCUUCCCAAGGUAGCAAGCUUCUAGAGGCUGUUGCAGUUAAUAAUUUGGGGAAGUGGAAAACAGCCACACAGAUGGCGGCAUUAAUCAUUCUCCUUGCUACUCGGGACUGCGGUCAUGGAGGACCUGCCAUUUUGGUAGGAUCUGGUGUUGUCUUGCUUUACAUUUCAGCAGGGCUCGCCUUAUGGUCAUUUGUAGUAUAUAUGAAGGAAAUAUGGAAGGUGUUGCGGAGGUAGCAUUGUUGAUGGGGCUCUCUGCGUUCAGAUAGAUCCACUUCUUUGGUGGGUUUGAUUCUUUUGAUCAUUUCUUUUGUAAACAGUUUAGAGAUUCCAUGGAAGGGAAUGCAGUCCUCAUGACAAUUAUGUGUAAUGUCUACUCUACACAAUGUCUAACUGAUGAAAGCAGCAUUUCAACUAUCUUGAUAAUUGUAUUGAAUCUUUUCCCUUAAUCAGCCGAGGUAAAGGUACGACAAAAGAAAAGAAAAGAUAACAUGUGGAUUGGAUUGGAAGAAUUCACGCGGAUUGAAUUCCUAACUACAGUUUGGAGCCUAUAAAAAUUUGCUGCCGGGGAAAGAAGAAUCAUUGUAUGGUUGUAGUUGACUCUUAUCUGGUCAUUAUUUGACAAUACUUAAAUACGACAGUUAUUUGUAUGUUCAAUAUGCCUUGCCAUUUGACCUUA